Messenger RNA from Passer montanus (Eurasian tree sparrow), 1823 nucleotides. RefSeq names its product microtubule associated protein RP/EB family member 3 (gene MAPRE3). The transcript has 8 exons. The coding region runs from base 254 to 1111 and encodes 285 amino acids. Gene Ontology annotation, molecular function: microtubule plus-end binding. The record is from RefSeq and is a predicted model, not a curated record. NCBI's taxonomy places the organism in Eukaryota, Metazoa, Chordata, Aves, Passeriformes, Passeridae. Gene Ontology annotation, cellular component: cytoplasmic microtubule; spindle midzone; microtubule plus-end. Gene Ontology annotation, biological process: regulation of microtubule polymerization or depolymerization; spindle assembly; protein localization to microtubule plus-end.
CCGCCGUACCGAGGUAUUUAGGUUAGCGGCAGCGGGAUCGCUCGGUGCGGCCCCGCUGCUGCCGGUGCCGAGCGGCCGCGCUGCCUCGCCGCCAGCCGGGGAAGGGCCGCAGCCGAGCGGCCGCGGGCUGCGCCGUGGGACCGGGCCCGGACGGACCUCUGCGUGCGCCCCGGCACGGGACGGGCACGGACGCACGCCCGGGGCUUCGGUCGCCGUCGGGCCGUGAUUAGCGGCUGCCGCCCGGACAAUUAAAAUGCAGCGCUGGGGCAUGGCCGUCAAUGUGUACUCCACGUCGGUGACCAGUGAGAACCUGAGCCGCCAUGACAUGCUGGCCUGGGUCAACGACUCCCUGCAGCUCAACUACACCAAGAUCGAGCAGCUCUGCUCAGGGGCCGCCUAUUGCCAGUUCAUGGACAUGCUGUUCCCCGGCUGCGUGCACCUGCGGAAGGUGAAGUUCCAGGCCAAGCUGGAGCACGAGUACAUCCACAACUUCAAGGUGCUGCAGGCCGCCUUCAAGAAGAUGGGAGUGGACAAAAUCAUCGCGGUGGAGCGGCUGGUGAAGGGCAAGUUCCAGGACAAUUUCGAGUUCAUCCAGUGGUUCAAGAAGUUCUUUGACGCCAACUACGACGGGAAGGAGUACAACCCGCUGCUGGCGCGGCAGGGCCAGGACGUCGCGCCCCCCCCUAACCCAGGUGAUCACAUCUACAACAAACCCAAGAAACCCAUUGGCACUGCAGUCCCCCAGAGGACCUCCCCGACGGGCCCCAAGAACACGCCGAACCCAGCCCGCCUAGGCAACGUGCCCAGCGGCAUCCUGCGGAAAAACUCGCCCGCCGCCCGCAACGGCGGCACCGAGGCUGACGCCCAGAUCCUGGAGCUCAACCAGCAGCUGAUGGACCUGAAGCUGACGGUGGACGGGCUGGAGAAGGAGCGGGAUUUCUACUUCAGCAAGCUGCGGGACAUCGAGCUCAUCUGCCAGGAGCACGAGAACGAGAACAGCCCCAUCAUCACCGGCAUCGUCAGCGUCCUCUAUGCCACGGAGGAGGGCUUUGCCCCACCAGAGGAUGACGAGCUGGAGGAGCAGCCGCCAGAGGAGCAGGACGAGUACUAGCCCCGGCCCGCGCCCGCCCCGCGCCGCCCCCAGCUCCGAGGUUGGAGGGCCGAGCCCGCGCCUCGCCCCGCACCGUCACACGCCACGCGGGCCCGCAGCCCCGGGGGGAGCCUCCAUCUCCAUGAGCAGCCAGCAGCCCGGGCGAGCAGCGCGGCUGCGCCGGGGCUGGGGCUGGGGACGGGCUCCGGCCCCGCGCCGGGGCCUGGCCCGCGCCGCCCCCUCCCCAUAUUUAUUUCUGUUGUCCCCCUGGCGUCAGCGAGUGCCGCGUCCGCCCUGGUGUCCUGCGUGCCCGCGGUGAGAGGGAGAAGGGCUGGCCCGGGUGUGCUGCUCGGCUCGCUGGGAGCCGCCAGCCCCGGGACCCCCGUGGCAGAGCCGGCCUGGCAGCCUGGGGGAGCGGGAGGCCACGGAGCAGGGGAGAGAGGUGUCGGUUCAGCUCCCUGGGAAGGCGAAAAGGAAAGGCAGCCCAGUGCGGGCAUGGCAGCGGGGGGCUCCUGCAGACACGGGGGUCCCGGAGAGGGGCUGUCCUGAGCACGGCAUGGAACGGCAGUGGGCCCUCUCCUCUCGCCCGUGGCCCCCGAGCCGGGGCUGGGCUCGCAGCGCCACCCGCCCCGGCUGCCACGUCCCCGUCGCAUCGCUUGUCUGGUCCAUCACUCCGGUCGCAACGCUGCAUCUGUGUUCGGUUUUAUUUAAAUAAACUCGUGUGGUAACACUG